Messenger RNA from Diospyros lotus (date-plum), 1489 nucleotides. RefSeq lists its product as uncharacterized. Bases 57 to 662 code for a protein of 201 amino acids. The record is from RefSeq and is a predicted model, not a curated record. Lineage: Eukaryota; Viridiplantae; Streptophyta; Magnoliopsida; Ericales; Ebenaceae. The transcript is spliced from 2 exons.
UGAAAGUGAGGAACGGACAGGGUCGUGAUGCGUGGGGCCUCCCGUGGGCAUUCUCGAUGAUUGGCCGCUCGUAUCACUACUUUGAAAGGGAUGCCGCAGGACGUGUCAACGGUUGCCAUCGGUGGCUUGCGGCCGUGUAUAGGCUGAACGGACAGGGUGGUGAUGCGUCGGGCCUCGCGUGGGCAUUUUCAAAAAAACUUGGCCGCUCGUAUCACUACUUUGAAAGGGAUGCUGCAGGACGUGUCAAAGGCUGCCAUCGGUGGCUUGCGGCCGUGUAUAGGCUGAACGGAGAGGGUGGUGAUGCGUCGGGCCUCGCGUGGGCAUUUUCAAAAAAACUUGGCCGCACGUAUCACGACUUUUGGAGGGAUGCCGCAGGACAUGCCAAAGGCUGCCAACGGUGGCUUGCGGCCGUGUAUAGGCUGAACGGAGAGGGUCGUGAUGCGUCGGGCCUCGCGUGGGCAUUUUCAAAAAAAUUUGGCCGCUCGUAUCACGACUUUGAAAGGGAUGCCGCAGGACGUGUCAAAGGCUGCCAACGGUGGCUUGCGGCCGUGUAUAGGCUGAACGGAGAGGGUCGUGAUGCGUCGGGCCUCGCGUGGGCAUUUUCAAAAAAAUUUGGCCGCUCGUAUCACGACUUUGAAAGUGAGGAACGGACAGGGUCGUGAUGCGUGGGGCCUCCCGUGGGCAUUCUCGAUGAUUGGCCGCUCGUAUCACUACUUUGAAAGGGAUGCCGCAGGACGUGUCAAAGGCUGCCAUCGGUGGCUUGCGGCCGUGUAUAGGCUGAACGGACAGGGUGGUGAUGCGUCGGGCCUCGUGUGGGCAUUUUCAAAAAAAUUUGGCCGCUCGUAUCACGACUUUUGAAGGGAUGCCGCAGGAUGUGCCAAAGGCUGCCAACGGUGGCUUGCGGCCGUGUAUAGGCUGAACGGAGAGGGUCGUGAUGCGUCGAGCCUCGCGUGGGCAUUUUCAAAAAAAUUUGGCCGCUCGUAUCACGACUUUGAAAGUGAGGAACGGACAGGGUCGUGAUGCGUGGGGCCUCCCGUGGGCAUUCUCGAUGAUUGGCCGCUCGUAUCACUACUUUGAAAGGGAUGCCGCAGGACGUGUCAAAGGCUGCCAUCGGUGGCUUGCGGCCGUGUAUAGGCUGAACGGAGAGGGUCGUGAUGCGUCGGGCCUCGCGUGGGCAUUUUCAAAAAAAUUUGGCCGCUCGUAUCACGACCUUGAAAGUGAGGAACGGACAGGGUCGUGAUGCGUGGGGCCUCCCGUGGGCAUUCUCGAUGAUUGGCCGCUCGUUUCACUACUUUGAAAGGGAUGCCGCAGGACGUGUCAAAGGCUGCCAUCGGUGGCUUGCGGCCGUGUAUAGGCUGAACGGACAGGGUGGUGAUGCGUCGGGCCUCGCGUGGGCAUUUUCAAAAAAACUUGGCCGCUCGUAUCACGACUUUUGGAGGGAUGCCGCAGGACGUGCCAAAGGCUGCCAACGGUGGCUUGCGGUCGUGUA